Messenger RNA from Passer domesticus (house sparrow), 1142 nucleotides. RefSeq names its product VPS52 subunit of GARP complex (gene VPS52). Gene Ontology annotation, biological process: Golgi to vacuole transport; retrograde transport, endosome to Golgi; endocytic recycling. The transcript is spliced from 11 exons. The record is from RefSeq and is a predicted model, not a curated record. The annotation marks the transcript as partial. Lineage: Eukaryota; Metazoa; Chordata; Aves; Passeriformes; Passeridae. Gene Ontology annotation, cellular component: GARP complex. Gene Ontology annotation, molecular function: syntaxin binding.
GGAAGUGACGUCACGCGCCGUGCGUCGGCAAGAUGGCGGCGCAGGCGGAGGUGGCGGCGAUGGAGGCGCCGCUGGAGGCGGAGCUGGAGGCGGAGCUGGACCUGGAGGGGGCGGAGCUGGAGGAGGUGGAUGUGCACAUCCAGGAGAACCUGGAGGACGCCCUGGUGCAGGAGGCGCUGCAGACCGGCGUGGACCUGCGGCUGUACUCGCGCCAGGUGGAGCUGGAGCUGCAGGAGGUGGAGAGGGCCUCCAUCCAGGACUACAUCCGGGAGAGCGAGAACAUCGCCGAGCUGCACAACCAGAUCAGCGCCUGCGACGCCAUCCUCGAGCGCAUGGAGGAGAUGCUGGGCUCGUUCCAGAGCUCGCUGAGCUCGCUGAGCUGGGAGAUCCGGGCGCUGCAGGGCCAGGCCGGGGCCAUGAACCUGCGGCUGCGGAACCGCCGCGAGGUCCGGGAGCGCCUCGGGGGGCUGCUGGACGAGCUCGUCGUGCCCCCCGACAUGAUCAGCGUGAUCCUGGAGGCGCCGGUGACGUCGCCCGAGUUCGUGGCGCAGCUGCGGGCGCUGGACGCGCAGCUGGCGGCGGUGAAGGAGCAGGCCUUCCGCGACACGCUGGCCUGCGCCGACGUCCAGCACGUCCUCGACCGCCUCCGCAUCAAGGCGGUGACGAAGAUCCGGGAGUUUGUGCUGCAGAAGAUUUUCUCCUUCCGGAAGCCGAUGACCAAUUACCAGAUCCCGCAGAACUCCCUGCUCAAGUUCAAGUUUUUCUACCAGUUCCUGCUGGGGCACGAGCGGGGGGCGGCGCAGGAGCUGCGCGAUCACUACGUGGACACCGUGAGCCGCGUGCACUUCUCCUACUUCAAAUCCUACAGCGCCCGCCUCAUGAAGAUCCAGUACGAGGAGGUGGCGGAGAAGGACGACCUCAUGGGCGUCGAGGACACGGCCAGGAAGGGUUUCUUCUCGAAGCCGUCGCUGCGCAGCCGCAACACCGUGUUCACGCUGGGCAACCGCGGCGCCGUCAUCGGCCCCGCCGAGCUCGAGGCGCCCAUCAUCGUCCCCCACGCCGCCGCCAAGGGCGACCAGAGGGUGACUGGGCAAACUGGGACGGACUGGGACAAACUGGGAGGGACUUGGGAGGGACUGGGA